UAGUUUAGCCCCCAACAAUGUCAUUUUUGUUUAUUUUUCUGCAGUGAACAUGUUUUUGCGUAGAAAGAAAGUUUUCAUCUCAGACCAUGCUCUGUUGUUAACCAUUACACCUCAAGAGAUCGCAGGUGUGAAACUGGACUCUGAGCGGUUUUCUGGUACCUAUACCCCCUUAAGGUUCAUAGAGCUGCCACUCAAGGAUAUUGUUUCCUGGCCACCCCCACUAGAUGAUGAAACGGAGCAAAGGGAAGAGAAUGAGGGGGGUGGAGCUAUGUCUGGUACCCCCAGAGACAGCAGUGGAGGAGCAUGUAAUGUUGUGGUGGAAGAGAUCCCCGAGCAAAACUCGCAGGAAAGUGACAUUUUGCUGGCGCCCAGCGGUGAAGGGAACGGAGACCAUCAUACCAGUUCCACGGAGACUGGACAGGGUGAACCAUGGAAGGUGACAAUAAGGGACACCCAAAGCAAGAUUCUUUUCAGGCUGUUCACAUAUAUAAAAUCUGAUCUGCUGAAACAUACCAGUACCGCACUGGGCCAAAGUUCGAGCGCCGAGCGGUAAAAAGAAGAGACAACUGAAGAUACUGAGGACAAUGAUGAUAGGGACUAGUUAGAAAAGGCUACUUAGUUUUGUAAUUUUUGUGAAUGAUUGACAGUGUAGCUA
Molecule: messenger RNA, 655 nt
Organism: Geodia barretti
Lineage: Eukaryota; Metazoa; Porifera; Demospongiae; Tetractinellida; Geodiidae
Source: the annotation of a GenBank genome assembly